Messenger RNA from Folsomia candida, 3421 nucleotides. Its product is annotated as thyrotropin-releasing hormone receptor. The record is from RefSeq and is a predicted model, not a curated record. Gene Ontology annotation, cellular component: plasma membrane. NCBI's taxonomy places the organism in Eukaryota, Metazoa, Arthropoda, Collembola, Entomobryomorpha, Isotomidae. Gene Ontology annotation, molecular function: G protein-coupled receptor activity. Gene Ontology annotation, biological process: G protein-coupled receptor signaling pathway. Bases 473 to 2089 code for a protein of 538 amino acids. The transcript is spliced from 11 exons.
GGCGUUAGCAUCUCAAGUUUCACACUCACUGAAAAUUAACCACUUUCUCUUGCAAAAUUAUAAAUUAUCCUUAUCUCAGUUAAAAUUAUAUGUUUUUUGCACAUCUCUUUUUCUAUGUAGUUAGAAAUUUUUAAUUUAUUUUUAUACAACAUUCAAAUUGUAAAAAAGUCUUCAAAAACCAAAAUACCUGUCUCGUACCUGACCACACUUAAUCUAUUGUGAUUUAAUUGUUUAACCUUUGCAAAGUAAUAGAGAAUAAGGAUUAGUGCCAAUAUAAUUAAACGGAUUUAUUGAGCCAGCAUUCCAGGAGAAACUGACUGAAAGUACCUGACCUCCGUCUCAACGUCCCCCAAAGGAGAAAGUAUACGACUUCAUUAAAUUGAGAUUGACUGUGUGACGUUGGACGAACCCUGACUAUCAGAUCGAGCUACAUUGGUCAAAAAGAUUCAAGAGUUGGAUUCAAGUUGACGAGAUGGAUAAUUUUACCCUGAUCUCAUUGGAGUUUAACAAAACGACGUCAUAUGGGUCGGAUGUUGUGGACGCCAUGUACGGCGUCGAGGGAGGAUCUAUUGUGACGACGAGCGGAAAGGAGUUUAUGAGUGACGACAAGGAGCUUCCAUACGGCUUGAGAGUCAUAUGUAUCAUCUCUCUCUUCCUCAUAUUCACCAUUGGGGCGAUUGGAAAUUUAAUGGUUAUCGUGGUUAUCGGCUGGUCAAGGGAUAUGCGAACCUCAACAAAUAUAUUCCUUGUAAACCUAAGCAUUGCAGAUAUGUUAGUGCUGAUUGUGUGUGCACCAACGUUCCUGAUUGAAGUGACGCACCAUCCUGAUCGGUGGAUCUUAGGAUAUCAUCUCUGUAAAUUCAUCCCCUUGCUGGAAGCCGUAGUUGCCAAUGCGUCCGUCCUGACAGUUUUAAGUCUUUGUUUCGAGCGAUACUAUGCGAUCUGCAGGCCUCUCAGAGCAAACUACAUCUGCACCAAGUCAAGAGCCGUGUGCAUCUCCGUGGCCGCGUGGGUUUUCGCGUCAUUUAUCACAAGUCCGAUGAUCUUUAUGACGUCCUACUCUGAGGGGGUGAACGAGCGAGACCAGUGGACAGCUAGGUGUGAUGUGAUGGCUGGGUCAUUUUGGGCCGAUUUUUAUACUAUUUCCACAAUCAUCUUGCUUUUCAUGGUCCCAUGUGUCAUCCUGCUGGUGACAUAUGGCGUAAUUGCGAAUCGACUCAGAUCAUCAGAAAAUGAUCAUCCCAGUUGCAAUGUCAAAAACGAGAACCACAAAGCAAGAAAACAAGUAGUUGUGAUGUUGUUCUGUAUAACAAUUCUGUUCUUUAUCUUUUUAAUACCGUUCCGCAUUUUGACUCUCUUCGUCCUUCUCGCGGAUACGGAAGUUCUGGGAAACCAUAUUGAGGCGUACAACUACUUUCUCUACUCCUCUCGAAUAAUGCUGUAUCUUAAUAGUUGCUGCAAUCCAAUCCUGUACAAUUUAUUCUCAUCCAAAUUUCGGAGCUCAUUCCUGCGGUUGUGCAACCGACACCGAAAACCAAGUCCAUUCACAAGAAACGGAACCUUUCUCACCAACACAACAAAUUCUACCAAUCAAUCCAUCAAUCUUGGUCAUCAAUCUGGACUCGUAAUCUCAACCAAUGGGAAGAAAGGGAGCGACGAUAGGUCUCCAGAACUCAAUGGAUCAUUGAUGCUGAAGAAAAACGGAGUUUCGGAUGGCAAAACGCUAAAAAACUACUUAUUGUCUCAAUCUCACUCUGCAUCUGCAAACGGAUUUCUCAUUUCUCACCGAACCCCAGGGGCACUUUAUAAUGGGAUUGGGACCACCGUUGCUGCAAACGGACAGUCCUCGUUCCAUCCGUUUCAAAAAUCUCCACCAUCUUCAUCUGUCCGAGGUAAUGCUACAAACAGCAGUGUCAAAAUGCACAAACUUUCUGAUUUAUCAUCAUCAUCGUCGUCCGCAACAAAUUCAAAAUCUGGUAACAAUAACUACACGUCUACCACGACCACUUUCGGUGGGACCAUGUCCAUCAAGUCGGACGCAAUUUACUCAGCUUACAUCCCUGGAAGAAGGAGUGAAACAGUUUUGUAGAUUUGAUUACUGUCAGACUUGCUGAAUUUUAUUCCAUGCUUAUAUUUAUUUAUGCAGCCCUGGACUGGGGAGCCACACACACACAAACACAGGCUUAUUUCGCUAUAACCUUGUAGGCGUGAACCCUCAUUCGAACUUUGUUCAAGGUUGUAUUGGAUAUUAAGGGCGGUGACCAAAGAUUCUGGAAAUUGAAUGGGCAUAUUUUGCAAAGAUUUAUUCAAUUCUUAUACGAGUGUUGAGGAAUUUAUUCCAUUGACCGUGCCCAGAUUAUGAUUUAUGAAGGGUUUUGAGUGAAAUUCUUCUUGGACCAGAUCUGUAACUGGGUUGUGCUUACGUCACAACUCAUAAUGCAUGGUCAAUUAUUACCCACAUAUUGUUCGGUACACACGUGCUAAGUUGAUGAUUGUAUAGUUUGAUGAAAAAUACAACUUGAGAAGUUUCGUCAACUCAGUAUUUUGACUGCUUAAAAAAGUUAUAUAGUUUGACUAGUAAAAAUCAAGACUGAUAAAACAUGAGGUUAUGCACGUGGAGACCAUUGAAUGGAUGACUUUUUGAUACAAGAAUACUAAAAAUAUUAUGGAUAAAAUAUGUAUGUACCAGUGUAAUCCAAUUUUGUUGGAUUGUAACGAAAUGGGAUGAAAAUGGGAGUCGAAUUACUUUUUCUGGCUUCACUUUCUCUAUUCUUGUCCAUCUCAUCCUUCCGGCAAUGAUGCCAGAGAAGCUGAAGUCAUUGUUGUUCGUUUUUUUUCAUUUCGUUCGAGAUUCAAUGUACACUAUUUGAUCAAAUACUACUAUUAAAUAGAUUAUUAUUAAGUAAAUUAGAUUCACCCACACAAUAUGAUCUCCAACAGUCUCUUACGACACGGGAAUGGAUGAAUGGAUUGAUUCUCAGUAAUUUAUAUAUGAUGUAUUUAUAGAUCAGAAGAUCUAUAGAUUAUAAUAAGAAGAUUUAUUACCGUGAUUUUCUGAUAUUAUUACAUGUAUUGCAUAUAUAUCUCUAAACAAAGUAAAAUAAAAAUUUUAAACCUAAAAGUCCCAAAGCUUAUUAAAGAAAGUUAGCUAAUUAAUGUAUCUCAACAGUAUUUAUGUACGUCUGUACUACUCUUUCGCCAGUGUGCAUAUAUAAUUAGACAAUAGAAGCAGUAGUUAGUGAGCUUUUUUUCCAGCCAUGUAUGUAAGAAAAACUAAAACAAAAUAAAAAUGCUUUUGCUAUCAUUAAGUGAGCUCUCAAACUCGAUUUUUGUAUGUUGUACUUAUCUGUGUAACUAAAUGUAAAUUUGUCUGUAAUUAAUCCAGUGUAAUAAAACUAAUAAAGUGACAAUUACAUUUUCC